Molecule: messenger RNA, 870 nt
Organism: Brachypodium distachyon (stiff brome)
Lineage: Eukaryota; Viridiplantae; Streptophyta; Magnoliopsida; Poales; Poaceae
Product: mediator of RNA polymerase II transcription subunit 10b
Biological process (GO): positive regulation of transcription by RNA polymerase II
Cellular component (GO): chromatin; mediator complex
Molecular function (GO): transcription coregulator activity
Source: RefSeq, a predicted model, not a curated record
CCACCCCAACCAAACGUCAAGCCUUUCUCUUCGUCUUGCUCGGAGAGAAAAAGAAGAGCCUUCGCCUUCCCCUCUCUCUUCGCCAUGGACAUCGCGGCCGCGAACUCUUCCGCCGCCGCCGCCGCGGCUGCAGCUGCGUCCGCUUCCGGUAACGGCGUACAAGGGAGCGCCGGAGGCGAGCGGCCCGAGGACGCUUCGAAGCAGAACCUGGCGCAGGUGACGGGCUCGAUCCAGAAGACCCUAGGGCUCCUCCACCAGCUCAACCUCAACGUCUCCUCCUUCAGCUCUGCGUCUCAGCUCCCCCUCCUCCAGCGUCUGAACGCACUCGUGGCUGAGCUCGACACUAUGCAGAAACUCGCCGAUGGGUGCAACAUCCAGGUGCCCAUGGAGGUCGUCAAUUUGAUCGAUGACGGGAAGAAUCCCGACGAGUUCACUAGGGACGUGCUCAACAGCUGUAUCGCGAAGAACCAGAUCACCAAGGGCAAAACCGACGCUUUCAAGAGCCUGAGGAAGCAUCUUCUUGAGGAGCUUGAACAAGCUUUUCCUGAGGAUGUCGAAGCGUACAGGCAGAUACGUGCUACUUCUGCUGCUGAUUCAAAACGGUUGGCUCAGUCCCAAAGCCUUUGCCCAAUGGAGAUGCCAAAGUGAAAACCGAGCAUUGACGGAAGGAUCCAACUGAAAGAACAAAUUAUGUAUUUCCUAUACUUAGUUUAAGGAAGGCUUUAUGAACCGGCAACUGAUAUAUCCUUGUAUCACUGUUUCUUCACACAGGUGAUCAAUACAUCUGUACAUUAUUCUCAUAUCAUUUGCUGUAUCAUUAUUGAACCAGCCCGGUUAUUGAAAUCAGUUAACCCGUACUCUACUACUGUA